CGCAGCUGUCCCCUGCUUCCCGCUGGUUGCAGAAGGUCCAGACAGGCAAAAGCACCGGGGGGUGGGGUGAACUUCUCAAGGAGAGUGUAGGGGCAUGGAUCUAGGGUCCUGGGGGCCCCGGCCACCCCCUACUUUCUGCUAGGGUCUGGGGACUGACUUGAGCAGGCGCUGGACCCCAAGAGGGACCCCACGCCACUGCUCUGCAGUCUACAGAGCUUUUCUGAAGUUUUGCUUUGGUGGGGGGGCAGGAAGAGGGAGAAGACCUUGCUAGAAGCUGGAGCUCAGAAAUGGUCACUGCUGGUGGGGCGGGGGGGAGGACUCCAAGCUUGUCAUGAGGCAUGGUACUUGGGGAGUUGUUGAGGGGGGUGGUGGCUAGAGGGGAAGGACAUACAAGGCAGUCGGAAGCAAGAUGACAAACACCUUGAUGUCGAUUUGUCCAAGAAGAGGUGGUGAUCAAAGCGGGGGUGGUCAGGGAGCUCUGAUUGGUCGGAGGGAGGGGUUUGGGGUGGGGCUAGCCACCUCUCGAGGCUUUAAAAGCUCAUCGGAGAGGGCGGGAUGCUGUCAUUCCUUCUCUGACUCUCGAAGUGGAAGGCACGCUUUCUCGGAGCUCCUGGUGACAGAGCAGGUGUUUUGUAUCCAGACCGGGCUACCGAUCCUGAGCACGCUGGAGGUCUUCACCGUCUCCGGGGAAGCCAUGGGGCCCACCCUGGCGGUUCCCACCCCAUACGGCUGUAUUGGUUGUAAACUGCCUCAGCCAGACUACCCGCCAGCUCUGGUCAUCUUUAUGUUCUGUGCGAUGGUCAUCACCAUCGUUGUAGACCUGAUCGGCAAUUCCAUGGUCAUCUUGGCCGUAUCAAAGAAUAAGAAGCUCCGCAAUUCUGGCAACGUCUUCGUGGUCAGCCUCUCCUUGGCGGACAUGCUGGUGGCCAUCUACCCCUACCCUCUGAUGCUUCAUGCCAUGGCCAUUGGGGGCUGGGAUCUGAGCCAGCUCCAGUGUCAGAUGGUUGGGUUUGUCACAGGGCUCAGCGUGGUUGGCUCUAUCUUCAAUAUCAUGGCCAUCGCCAUCAACCGCUACUGCUACAUCUGUCACAGCCUCCAGUACGAACAGCUCUUCAGUGUGCGCAAAACUUGCAUCUACCUGGUCGUCACCUGGAUCAUGACUGUCAUGGCCGUUCUGCCCAACAUGUACAUAGGCACCAUCCAGUACGACCCUCGCACUUACACUUGCAUCUUCAACUACGUGAACAACCCUGUCUUCGCCGUAACCAUCGUCUGCAUCCACUUCGUCCUCCCCCUGCUCAUUGUAGGCUUCUGCUACAUCAGGAUCUGGACCAGGGUGCUGGCAGCCCGGGCUGCAGCUGGACAGAGCCCUGACAACCAGCUGGCUGAGGUGCGCAAUUUCCUAACCAUGUUUGUCAUCUUCCUCCUCUUUGCAGUGUGCUGGUGCCCCAUCAACGUGCUCACUGUCCUGGUAGCUGUUGGCCCGAAGGGGAUGGCAGAAAAGAUCCCCAACUGGCUGUAUCUUACUGCGUACUUCAUAGCCUACUUCAAUAGCUGCCUCAAUGCUAUGAUCUACGGGCUACUCAAUGAGAAUUUCCGAAGAGAAUACUGGAUCAUCUUUCAUGCAGUGCGGCACCCUGCCCUCUUCUUCUCUGGCCUCAUCACUGACAUUGGUGAGACUCAGGAAGCCCAUGCCCUGGCCCAUGCCCGUGCCCAAGCCCGAGACCAAGCCUGUGAGCAAGACCUCACCUGUCCUGCUGUGGAUGAAACAGUAAUGAGUGUCUGGAAUGUUCCACUCCCCGGUGACACUGCAGCUGGCCAGCCUGACUGUGCCUCUGGCCUCCCCAAGUUGGUCUCUGGACACUCCAAGCCUGCACUGGGCCACAGGUUUGCUUCGGGCCACCCCGAGUCUGCCACUGUCUACCCUAAGCCUCCCUGUGUCCACUUUAGGGCUGGUUCUGUCCACUUUAAGCCUGCCUCUGGCCACCACCUCACCGCUGGCAGUCACUCCGAGACUGUCUUCAGCCCUGCCACCAGCCACCCCAAACCCACCGCUGGCCACAUCAAGCUUGCUACCAGCCUCUCUGAGCUCACUGCUGCUGACUACCCUGAGUCUGCCACCACCACCAUCCCUGAGCCCACCACCACUGGCCACCUUGAGAUCACCACUCCCUGCCACCCUGAGACCACCACCAGCACCGGCCACCUUGAGUCUGACAUCACUGAGCCUGCUUCCAGCUUUGCCAGUGGAUCCCUCGAGUCUGCUGCCAGCCACCUGGAGCCUGCCAUUGCUGCUGGUCUUCCUGAGACUGUGGUGGUUGAUAUUGAAGCUGAUUACGAUGAAGUGGCUGUGUAA
Messenger RNA from Loxodonta africana (African savanna elephant), 2356 nucleotides. RefSeq names its product G protein-coupled receptor 50 (gene GPR50). Gene Ontology annotation, molecular function: melatonin receptor activity. Gene Ontology annotation, cellular component: plasma membrane. The coding region runs from base 410 to 2356 and encodes 648 amino acids. The transcript is spliced from 2 exons. The record is from RefSeq and is a predicted model, not a curated record. Gene Ontology annotation, biological process: G protein-coupled receptor signaling pathway. NCBI's taxonomy places the organism in Eukaryota, Metazoa, Chordata, Mammalia, Proboscidea, Elephantidae.